This is a messenger RNA of Quercus lobata, 1200 nucleotides long. RefSeq lists its product as uncharacterized. The transcript has a single exon. Bases 1 to 1200 code for a protein of 399 amino acids. NCBI's taxonomy places the organism in Eukaryota, Viridiplantae, Streptophyta, Magnoliopsida, Fagales, Fagaceae. The record is from RefSeq and is a predicted model, not a curated record.
AUGGCAAUAAGAACGUUUAAGGUCGGCCUUCCUACUAAGCAUGAAUUGAGGAAGUCCUUGACAAAGAAACCAAUGCAAAGCAUGCGUCAGCUCAUGGAUUGGAUUGAUAAACAUAAACGGGCUAAGGAUGAUCAACAGCGGGGGAAGGGGAAGGCAAAAGUGGCUCCCCCUGAACGAAGAGACUUUAGGUAUGAGAGGUAUAAUAACAACCGACCUCGGAGAGAUUUUAUUGGACAUACUAAGCUUCCUACUGCCCAGGUGGUCAGUACAGUAUUCAAGGAGCCUAUGCAUCAGAUUCUUGCGAAGAUAAAGGUUAAACCAUACUCCAAGUGGCCAAAUAAAAUGGGGGUUGUCCCCGCGAGGUGUAAUCAGGGUCUUUAUUGCCAAUAUCAUCAAGACUGUGGGCACAUUAUAGAAAAAUGCAGAACUUUGUGUGACUAUUUGGAGCAGUUGGUCAAGAUCGAGAAGUUGAGACAAUUUUUGCACCAGCCUUCUAGACAGGGGAGCCAGACUAGCUCAACGUAUCAGAGGGAAUCUUCCUCGAGACUGUCCCUGGGAACAAUCAGUGUUAUCUUGGAAGCCUUAGGUAGGAUUGGAGCAUGUCCAUCUAGGGUAAUGUCUAUAGCACGACCAUGUACCAAGGACUCAAUUCUUGAGUUUAAACGAGGGAGAAUCAAAGUCCGACUAGCCUUAAGUUUUUCUAAUGAUGAUAAGGUGGGAACAGUUCAGCCACAUGAUGACGCCUUAGUGGUUACCCUUCAAAUAGGAGGGUAUGAUGUAAAGAGGGUCUUGGUAGAUCAGGGUAGUAGUGCAAAGAUCAUGCAUCCCGACCUAUACAAGGGACUUAAUUUGAAGCCCAAGGAUCUAGUUAGCUACGACUCCCCUCUAGUGGGGUUCGAUGGGAAGACUGUUAUCCUAAAGGGCUUGAUCAGGUUGCCUAUUCAAGCAAGGUCAGAGGUGGUUGAAGUAAAUUUCAUUGUGAUGGAUGCUUAUUCACCCUAUACUGCUAUUUUGGCAAGACCAUGGCUUCAUGCUAUAAGGGUUGUCUCUUCAACUUUGCAUCUGAUGGUGAAAUAUCCCUCUGGGGACCAGGUUGGAGAGUUGAUUGGAAGUCAGGCUAUGGCAAGACAAUGCCAAUUCGCAGUUAUUAAACACCAAUCAAAGGGUGAAUCCUUGGCCACCCUAGAAAGGGCCAUAUAG